AUGGCUUCACCAACUACAUCCAACGUUGACCAAGAGAAGAACGUACCAGCUGACUCUAAAGUCGAGUACAUCUCAUCUGAAGAUGACGGUCCAGCUUCGGAAUUGACUGAAGAACAUAAACAAUACUUGAUUGCCAAACAUGGUACUUACCAAUUAGACCCCGUCCCAUCCAUGAAUGACGAAGAUCCUUUGAACUGGUCCAAAGGUGUCAAAUACUUGCAAUUGGGAAUGGUUGCUUUCCACGGUUUCAUGUCUACAUUCUGUGCUUCCGGUUUGGUUCCCUCCCUUGGUGUUUUGGCUGGCGCUUUCGGAAUCACCACUGCUACUGCUUCUUAUUUAAUUGGUGUUCAAAUUGUAUUGAUUGGUGCUUUCCCAUUGUUGUGGGUGCCAUUUAUGCAAAAAUACGGUAAGAGACAAUUGUUGAUCUUGUCUGUUUUGGGUUCAUGUUUGUUCAACUUGGGUGGUGCUUACAGUAACAACUACGGUAUGAUGAUGGCCAUGAGAAGUUUGCAAGCUGUCUUUAUCUCGCCCGGUUUGGCUGUUGGUGGUGCCGUUGUCGGUGAAUUGACCUUCAGUCAUCAAAGAGGUGUCAUGUCUGGUGUUUGGUCCAUCGCUAUUAACUUGGGUACCAUGGCCGGUGCUUUGUUUAUGGGUUUCGUUGCUGAGCGUGAAUCCGUCAAUGUCGUUUACCUUGUGUUUGUCGCUAUCAACGCUGCUCAAGUUGUCGCUUACUUCUUGUUCGGAAAGGAAACCUUGUACAACUACAAUGACUUGUCCAAGAACGAGCCAAACAGAUUCAAGCAAUUGACCAGAUUCGGUGCCAUUAUCCCAGAAUUCAAAUUGAACUUGAAGACCGUGCUCCACCCAUUCGCCUACUUUGCCAACUGGAGAAUCUUUAUUGCUACUUGGGCCUACUCCAUUUGUUUCAUGCACGCCAACAUUGCCACCAAUGUUGAAAUUCCAGAAGUCAUGUACGUCAAGUUCGGUAUGGGUCCACAAGCCUUGGGUUUGCAAUUCCUUGGUUUGUUGGUUGGUACCAUUAUUGGUGAAGUUGGUGGUUACGCUUCCGACAAGUUCCAAGGCUGGGGCCAAAAGAACAACAAGGGUAACUCCUUCAGACUCUGGGUCACUUACCCAGGUUUCGCUUGUGCCGUUUGUGGUAUCAUUGUCUUUGGUUACCAAAUUGACGCCAUCACCACUUACAACAUUACACCAUUGAUUGGUUUGGCCAUCUGUGCUUUCGGUUUGCAAGUCAUGACCUCGCCAUUGAUUGCUUACUGUAUCGACAUCAACCCAAUAAUGGCUUCAGACAUUAUCCUGUUCAUUUCAUUCUGUAGACAAACAUUGGCUUUCCUUGGUACUUUCUGGUUCCCAAUAAUGUUUGUUAAAUUGGGUUUCACCAUGGCCUACAGUGUGAUGGCCAUCUUGAUGGCAGCUCUUGCUUUCAUCCCAGUUCUUUUCUUGCACAUUCUUGAAGCCAAGAAGGGAAGAUAA
Messenger RNA from Lodderomyces beijingensis, 1494 nucleotides. The record is from the annotation of a GenBank genome assembly. Lineage: Eukaryota; Fungi; Ascomycota; Pichiomycetes; Serinales; Debaryomycetaceae.